This is a messenger RNA of Micropterus dolomieu (smallmouth bass), 3608 nucleotides long. It is a transcript of the gene prepl, whose product is annotated as prolyl endopeptidase like. Gene Ontology annotation, cellular component: cytoskeleton; Golgi apparatus. Gene Ontology annotation, molecular function: serine-type endopeptidase activity. The transcript is spliced from 15 exons. The record is from RefSeq and is a predicted model, not a curated record. The coding region runs from base 263 to 2425 and encodes 720 amino acids. Gene Ontology annotation, biological process: proteolysis. Lineage: Eukaryota; Metazoa; Chordata; Actinopteri; Centrarchiformes; Centrarchidae.
UUGUUUAGGAAAUCAUGCACGUGCACAGAAGAAUUUUCUAGCUCCUGUCAACUGUUAACCAACGGCAGAUUUAAAUAAUGAAGCAAUUAAUAUUGCAUAUUGAAAUACAAUGCUUAUUUGUCAUAUGAAACGUUUACGCUUUUACUGUCGUGACGACGACAGCAACGUUAAUAUACCUGGCAGUGACAGUUAGCUAAUAAUCAACUUUAAACAGCUACAGUAUGUUCAUUUAGCAAGUUAACUUAACUGGUAAAUUAUCGUAAUGGCCGUUCUCUCGUCUCUGCUGUUUUCAGCUGCUCGUCUUCUUACACCAUGUCGGUUACGAUUCUGGGAGCUCGCCGUUUGCAAACGGAUAACAUGGCUCUCCCUGUCCACCCAACGUUGUUACACGUCGGACAUUUCAAACUCAUCAGUUGACCAUGUCAGCACUGGACUUGAUAGAUACAAGGACCUGCAGAAGUAUUUCAACAGGAGACUGAAGGCAACAUACCGAAGGUUCUCCAACAUGCCUGAUCAGUCAGUGGUCUGUGGACAUCACCAUGUGUAUUUCAUUGAAGGAGAUGGCAUCUACAGAAUGGACAAGAGACAGAGUGAGCCGGAGCCAAAGCAGGUGCUAAAUCUAGGACAGGUCUCUUGGCAGGAGGAAAAGACAGGUCUUGAUAAUGAAGAGGGAAAGCAGAGAUUUUACUGGACUGUCCAGAGAAUACGUCUGUCCCCACAGGAAAAGCAUCUUGCUGCCACACUAAAAUCAAAUCACGGAGAAGAGCUGAGGUGUGUGGUUGUGAGACUUGGAAAGAGAAAUACCCCUCUAGGUCCCCCACAUGUUGUUUUCACACUGGACAAAGUCUUCAGCUUUGAGUGGGCCACAGACGAGGUCCUGUUUUACACCACCCUGGAGGGUCUUCGCUGCAGCAGAGUGUCUCGUCUGGACCUGACCUCCAGCGGAAGCAGGAGAAUCUCUGUGUAUGAGGAAACACAUCCUGAUGUGUUUGUGGAGGUUGCCCUUUCCAGAGACCAACAUAUCUUGAGCAUCAACUGCAACAGCAGGACCAGUUCAGAGGUGCGGCUAAUUGAUAUAACAACAUCCCAUUUAGAGCCUUUCCUGGUUCAGUCGCGCCAGCCAGACCUCCUGUACCAUGUGGAGCACUGGAGAAGCUGGCUGAUUAUACUUUCUAACACAGGGCCUGGACAGGAAUAUCAGGUGGUGCAGGCCCCUCUCUCAGAGCCAUCCAUAGUCUCCUGGGUGCCCUUGUAUGCCCCUGGCCCUGGCACUGCAAUCAAAGACAUGGACGUGGUCGGAGACCACUGUGUGUUGGUUGCAAGAACACCAGCCGGCGAACUCGUCCUGAUCGUGGUCCCGCUGACCCAUCCCAAGGAAGCAUACACUGUACAGCUCCCCUCCUGGGCCUGUGCCAUCAAAACCAAGAAACCAGGCUUGGCAGACCAAGGCGGUGUGUUAGAGUUCUUGAUUUCAUCUCCAGUCCACUCCCCAGUGUCCUACUGUCUAUACCCUGAAGAUGGGCUGCUUUUAUUAGGCACCGAAGAUUAUACCAGUUAUACCACCACACGCUUGGAGGCCUGCAACCAAGAUGGUACCUUGGUGCCGGUGACACUGUUUCAUACAGUACCUGUGGAAAGUUUGAGACAGACCCCACUACUAGUCCAUGUCUACGGAGCUUAUGGCAGAGAUCUCAACAUGGAGUUCUGCCCAGAAAAAAGGCUGCUGCUGGAGCAAGGCUGGGCUCUGGCCUACUGCCACAUCAGAGGUGGAGGAGAGCGGGGUCUGUCCUGGCAAAGACAAGCUCGUGUGGAGGGUAAGCAGAGAGGAGUGGAGGACCUCAAAGCCUGUCUCCAUCACCUUUUCUCUUUAGGAGUCUCCUCUCGUUUGCUCACUGCCCUUACAGCCAGCAGUGCCGGAGCUGUGCCAGUGGGAGCGCUGUGCAACAGACACCCACACAUGAUGCGGGCUGUCACGCUGCAGGCUCCUUUCCUGGAUGUGUUGGGAACUAUGGAGGAUCCCAGUUUGCCUCUAACUGUGGAGGAUAGAGAAGAAUGGGGGGACCCAGUAAGAAACCCACAACACAGACUCACCAUCUCCUCCUACUGUCCCCUUUACAACAUUACUCCUCAGUGCUACCCCUCGAUUCUGCUGACGGCCUACAGCGGUGAUGCCAGGGUUCCUCUGGCAGGUGUUCUCAAAUACAACGAGCAGCUAAAGAACGCCAUUCAUACACACUUCACAAUGAAGCCAAAGUCCGAAUGUGAACCAGUACCAAACAUAGUUCUGAAUAUCCAACCUGGAGCAAAUCACCUUGGACCAGAAGACUUUGAUCUUAUGCUGGAGGAGGAAGCCCUCAAGCUAGCAUUCCUAUACACAGAGCUGGGCCUGGACCCUCCUCGGCCUCCACGCAAGAGGAAGAGGUAACGAGGCUAUCAGGAGACAGUCAGGAAUCAAAUGACAAUGACCACAUCAUCCAAACAUGACAAACAUCCACCAUCACAGCCACAACAACUAGGAUGACACAAUGGGGCCCAAAUCUUUAACAAUUUGAGAAGACAACAUUAACAGUGAAUGUAUCUGCAAUGGUCCUCUUUAUUGAUAUACAUCUUAUGACAAGUCACUUACAGAUGAGACAUUUGAUUGCUGCCAUGAAACUGUAAUAACCGAAAACCAUUGUCCAUUGAUCUAUAUUAGCAUUUAUAAAGUAUGUCAAAGGCCCUCAAAUAGCAGGCCUUCUCAGAGACAUAGCACUCUCCAGGGUGGUUGGGAUUAAACCGAGUGUUGGUGGAGUAUUGAAUCACCAAACCCUCCCCUGCUUCUGUCAGAAUACGAGACUUUUGCAACACUUUGCCAUCGUUGGCUUGGUUUGUGCUCAUCAGCACCUUCAGCUGGUCUGGUAACUCUCGAACAGAGGAGAGAUCUGUGACGACAGAUUCUUUACCAAAGUUAAGCACUAUGAGGAAAGCUCGGUCAAGCCCGUUCAGCUCCCUCAGGUAAGCGAAGACACUGGUGUCAGCAUGGAUGUAGCAAAACCACCCGCGGUGAAGGGGGAGCUCUGACUGACGCAGGUUGUUCAGGAAACGGUACUGAGCCAGAACGGAUCCUGCUUCGUUCUUCUGAACCUAGAGGAGAAAAUGUGGCGAGGGGAUACAUGAUCGGAUACCAGAUGUUUCUCCAGAGUUGAACAGUACAAAAAGAGUUCUGUACCUCCACAUUUAUGUUUCUGUAGUCGGGGUGCAGAGGCAACCAGGUGAUGUUGGUUUUGUUGUUAAAGCCUGCAUUCAUGUCACCACUCCACUGCAUUGGAGACCGCUGAGGGUCUCGACUGGCACUCUGCAGUUAAAAAAACAAGUAUUGACAAUUAUUGCCUCAGGUGCACAUUUCUUAGGUACAUGAAGCUAAAGUGAAUGCAUUCUAAAAUAAAUCCAGCCUUCAUGAAGGUUAAUUUGUUUUUGCUUGCUGGAAGUGUUAUACAGAAGCAUUGACUUAACUUUAUGGCCUUUUUCAAGGCUGUAUUUUGUGGUGAAUAAAAUCAUGUCCCUAUUGUCUAAAUACAUGUUUGUUCUGUUUUGUAAUGUCAUCAAUUAAACUGGUAAUUCCUUAUGUA